AGCCCGCGGUCGACUGCUGCUGAAUGAAAAUUAACAGAGGCCAUUUUGCGCUCGAAGCCACGGUAUCAUUCAGUAAUAAUAAAAACGGAAACGAGGGGCAGGUGCUGUCCUUUUCUGGAAAGACGCGAGUUUUUGUCCGCGCUGCGACUGUCAAAAAAAAACAAAAAAAAAACACGCGAUAGCUUUAAUUGUCCCGCCGCGCGCCGCCGCUUCUAUAUCCCUUGGGUGGGUUUGUGGUGGUAGUGAGGAGGACAGAGGGACAGGACAGGACAGGACAAGACAAUAUUUCUACCCGAGCCCCGGCGGUGACCCCCGUGAGAGGAAGCGCCGGACAACAUCCAUGCGCGCGGGGAAACAGGUGUACGGUUUCAUCAUCACACGGACACCGCGCUAGCUUCCGAGCUGCUGCUGCUGCUCCUGCGUUUGUGUGUGUGUACUUUUGUUCGAGGGACUUUUUGGAGUCCUUUCACAUGGAAGGGGCUCGUUACCUGGCGGAAUGUUGCAGAAUGGUUCGGGCGAAGCCGUUAUAAGGCAUUAAACAGGGAAAGAUCUGGGAUUACAGUUUGACCAGGAGGAUAGACUUAUCCUGAGCAGAGGGAAGAGGAACAGGAAGGACAGGCGCGUGCACGCAGUGCUCACCUAUACCUGACUCCUCCUAGGAAGUUUCCUGUCUGUUGAUUUUAUGACGGAAAGUGUGUCUCCUCGUAGUAGAUCAGUAAGAAGUGCUCUUCAAAAUGAAUACAGAUAGCGGAGGAUACGCUACCAAAAUUGUGGCCUUGUCACUCACACUCUCUCCCAUGAAGAGGGUCCAGAGCUCACCAAAUCUAGCCACAGGGAGUGAUUCUCACUCAUCAGAUUUGGAUUCUUGGCGGUCACGCAGUGUCACAGAUGGCCUUAAGAAUGGAGAUGCCAGCAGCUCGUCUCUUGCUGCCAAAGGCUUCAGGAGUGUCAGGCCCAACCUGCAGGACAAAAAGUCACCGACACAGGAUUUCGUUCACAUACCAUUGCCACCCCCCAGGAGAGAGAGUUUCCACUUCUCGCCCACUGGCUCUAAUCCACCAGACUAUAGCUCCCUCGUUGCUCUGGCUAAUGAUUCUGGCUCUGGAAUGCUAACGUUCACUCAGAAUGAGAAGGCAGUUUUGAAAGAGACGUACACCAUUAAUAGCACCUCCUCUUACUCUUACUCAGAGACCAGUGCAAACCCAGUCCAGCAGACACAGCAGCACACUGUCCCGAAUGAUAGUAGCAACUGUAACAUGUCUUCCACCUCAGAUCAACAAGUCCAGGAGCGUAAAGUGUCUUCACUCAAACUAACUCCGGUCACCAUCCCUGACCCUCCUGCUCACGUCUACUCUAACCCAGAUCCCCAAACUAAGACCCAAACUGCUAGUUCACCUCCACCACAACCCAAAAGGACUACCACUCUCUCUCAGCCUCUGAAACAGACGGCCUCAGUUUCUGUCCAUUUGGACCCCAAGAAUCUGAAAUGUCCAGAGCCUCAACCUCGCACAGUGGAACCCAAGCUCCCAGAUCAAGGCCCAUAUCAAACUCCAGGUGCUGCUACAUCCCAGGUGGAGAUGACAAAGCCUCCUCCUGCUGUUCCACCAAGACCAUCUCCUUCGGAACUGUUGGGGCCUCCAUCCCCCAACCCUACAGCACAGCACUCCCCUUACCACUGCCACAGCUCAGAAUCACUCGACUACCUGUCAGGCCUAAUUCCCAAGGCCCUAUCACCCACCCCUUAUGUUCCUAGUGGAGUUGGUAGCACAGCUGGCGCGGUCAGUGUGAGCGUCGGUGGCUACGUGUCACCCCCGGCAUCCCGCGUGACAGUGUCUGCUCUCAGCCACUACUCGUCCUCCACGGUGGGUCUGCUGGACGAGCUGCAGAUCUGUAGUCUGGACUCGCCUGACGCCUCACCCACGCCGUCGCCCACCCUCAGCCAUGUUUCUACGUGCACGUCCACCGCUGGCCCCGAUGAUGUGCUAACGACCUCUGUGGCCUCCACUGCUGCCGCAGCCACUGUCACUAAUGGUCAGGUCCUCUGUCACGCUAUGAAUGGAAAUGCUAGCCAUCCACAGAGACCCCUCUCUCCCCCGUCGUAUCCUCCUCCCCCUGCCUCACUCCACACUGGGCUGCAAAGACGCAGCAGGAGUUCAGAGGGCAGCGAGUCUGUCACCAGAGAGUCUGUGGUGUCGGGCCAAACCAGUAUCAGCAGCACUGUGCCCAUUGCCUGCUUCUCAGAAGAAGAAAAAAAGGUUUCCAUAAUCAAAGCCCCUCAUUAUGAAGGCAUUGGCCCAGUGGACGAGUCUGGCAUCCCUAUUGCCAUCCGCACGCAGACGGUGGACAGACCCAAGGAUUGGUAUAAAACUAUGUUCAAACAGAUCCACAAGGUUCACAAAGCAGAUGAUGACUAUUCAGACACAUACAAUGCCACAUAUGCCGUCAUAAACAAUGAAGACCACAUCCUGUCAUCAAACACAACUAUGGCCCACCCUGCUCCGCGCACACAUACGUACAGGCCGCUAUCCAAGAGCCCCUCAGACAACGGAGGGCAUCUGGGGCCUCGAGAGCCUUCCCCGUCCCCUGUACCCCCUCCACCUCUACCCAUGCCAUCUUUACUGCAGCUGAGGGCCAGGGAUAGUGACCGUGGGAAAGACCCACCAGACAUGAAUGAAUGGGGUCCUCCCGACAGAAAAGUGGACACACGAAAGUAUCGCGCAGAGCCCAAGAGUAUUUUUGAGUAUGAGCCUGGAAAGUCUUCUAUUUUGGAACAUGAAAGACCAACCUAUGAUGACAUAGAUUUAGAGAACGAGCCUUGGUAUAAGUUCUUUUCCGAGCUGGAGUUUGGGCGGCCGCCUCCUAAAAAACGCCUGGAUUAUAAUCCAGACAUCUCCGCCCGCCAGCUCAUUGAGUCCUCCCUGCGCAUCGUUCCUGCUGAGAAGGCUCUGGAGAGACCUGCGAGUGCUGCCAGUGACUACAGGAAGAGAAGGAAGUCGGAGCCUUCAAGUUCUCAAGUGAACGCUCAGUCUCAGAGCAGAGCUGCAACCUCCCCAAAACCAGUGGAUGCCUACAGACCCAGCAGCAGCCUAAAGAAGCCUGUCAUUCGUUCCUCACCAUCAUCACCUUCCAAAGCCAAAGGUGGGGACGCAUGCAACAUGUAUUCAAACAGUUUGACCUCCCCAGGUUCUUAUCAAGGCUCCUGUACACCUCCUGCUUCCUCUGACUCUGUUCAUCUCCUUGAGGAUGGCAGCUCGUCCUCCAAGCAGUCUGUCUGUUGUAAGAACAGUUGGCAAACAAAACAACAGGAUCCUGAGACAUGGACCAGUGUUGAGGAGGUGCCGCCCUCUGCUGGCAAACUCAAGUCACGCAGCUGUGAUGAUUUACUCAGCGACGGGCAUUCGGGUUCAGUUGGUCGCAAUGCCACCCGUUCAGAAAGUGCUGGGUCACUGGUGUGUGAUGGGAAUCCCUCAGGUUCAACUGCAUCCAAUUCCACUUGCUCACUGCCACGACUCCACCGGCGACUGACACAUGAAUCACCAGGCUUUCUUAAGCUCUAUCGCAAAAUGCACCAGAUUGACCGAGCACAGCUCAUCCCAUCUGAUGUCAUCCGCUCAGUCCGUGCUCGCAUUCUGGAACUAGAGCGUCAGCCUCAUCUGCACCUUCAUCGCCUUUCUCCUUGGACACCUUCUUGGGGCGUGGAGGUGCCACAAGAUAUGGUGCCAAACCGCAUUUCUACAUAUGAGAACCUUAUUCAGAAAUCAAAAUCCAUGCCCAACUUGGGUGAUGGUGAGAUGCCUUCAGGCACUACUACACCGGGUGACUCUUCAUCACGAGCCAGCAGUGGUGGUGGUGGCACACCAAGUUUUCCGAAACGUCGUUUUUCCAUAGAAUCUUUACUAGAGGAAGACAAUAACGGCAACAGUAGUACAGUACCUCACUCCAUGGAUCACUUACAUCGACCCCGUAGCCCACCUGAGGGCCGACCUCGUGGGCCAGAACCUAACCAUGGCCGGGCCUUUCCUGCUCCCCCUGUCCCGCAAAGCCUUCAAGCCAACCCAGACUACUCUGACAGUGAACAAGACGCUGUUGCGUCAGACCUGAGUGACUUUAUCCAGGUGGAGGGCUCCUCAUUUUGUAGUGAGAGUGACUUUGACCAUUGCUCGCUAACCUCCUCUGAGAGCUUGUACGGCUCGUCCACCCUACACCACCACCUCCGUCAUCACCACCACCACCAUCACCACCACCACACUGGUCACCAAAAUGUAGGCCAGAGCCAGGGCUACCAACACCGGCACCUCAUCAGUAGCUGUAAAGGCCGCUGCCCGGCUUCUUACACUCGUUUCACAACCAUGCUCCGCCAUGAGAGAGAACGGGCCCGGCAGGAGCUCCAGAGACCCUCAAAACAGAGCAACCAGUCAAAAAUCCAAAGCUCACACUCCCAGGAAGCAAUGUCCAAGCUGGCCUUCCUGGUCAGCCCAGUGCCUUUCCGCAGGAAAAAGGGCUCACCACCUACCUCCAGAAGAGUCAGUGGUGGUGGAGGUCGAGGUAGCAGGCCUAAGUCCAAACAGGCUAUUUAUGAAGCACUAGAUGCAGCCUUGAGAGACAUUUAUGAGCACAUUCAAGCAGAACGAGGCCACAGAGGCACUAGGGCACCUGACGAUAGCAUCCUGAGGCGAAUACUGGCAGAACUACUGCCAAAUGUGCCUGAACGAAGCUCCUCACUGCGGGGGAGGAGGGGCUGUUGGUACGGGGGUCACUCCUCUGCAUCAUUGUACCCAGAUGGUAGCCCCACUGGGUGUGCCUCUUACAGAGAGGAUCCAUCCACACCACGGCUACAGUCACCAAUCAGUGCCUGUUAUGGACGCCAUUUGGACACCACAAACAAUCACGAAUAUGGAGAGGAGCAGGGCAAUGGAAAUGGUCUCUGUUUUUCAGACCAGGAUGUCUCCAGGAGUUAUUCCACCAUGGAAUCCACCAUCCACACACCUGCACCUAGAAGACCUACUCCUGACAGAGAGAAACAGCCUGCAAGAGCCAUUUAUGAUUUUAAGGCACAAACGGCGAAGGAGCUGACAUUUAAAAAAGGUGACGCAGUAAACAUCAUCAGACAGAUAGAUAACAACUGGUAUGAAGGAGAGCACCGUGGACGGGUGGGGAUAUUCCCCAUAUCAUAUGUAGAGAAAAUGCCAUCUGCAGAGAAGCAGCAGCCAAUCCGCCCUCCUCCGCCAGCACACGUCAGAGAGAUCGGAGAGGCGGUGGCUCGGUACAACUUCAAUGCUGACACUAAUGUGGAGCUGUCGCUCAGAAAGGGUGAGAAAGUAAUUGUAAUAAGGCAGGUGGAUCAGAACUGGUACGAGGGCAAGAUCCCAGACACAACUAAACAGGGCAUCUUUCCCGUGUCCUACGUUGACAUCAUGAAGCGCUCCCCGUCCAAGAGCUCCACCCACCACACAGACUCACGUGGUCACCCUGGCAUCAGGACUCCAAGCAGUACGCCCGUCAAGCGACUAGUACAAGAUGCACUGCAAGGCGGAGGAGACCCAUACCAGGUCUUGUACAACUACAUGCCUCGCAACGAGGACGAGCUGGAGCUGAGGGAGAGCGACAUCGUCGAUGUGAUGGAGAAAUGUGACGAUGGCUGGUUUGUCGGGACCUCUCGAAGGAGCAAGUUGUUUGGAACCUUCCCAGGAAACUACGUGAAGCAGCUAUAAUGAUGAUUCCAGAUGAGCACCCUGGCCACGUCCCUUCUGUGACACCACACCCCGCCCCCCUUCAGUGACACGUUCAUGGCUGCGAGCACAGCACCUGCAGAAUCCCACCUCCAACAAGCGGUCAACAGAGACCUGUGGCACAUUGUGUACGUGUGGCUCAUCAGCUUCACACAAACAGAACAUUUAGCUCUAACUAGCCAUCCUUAAUGGAAGACUUCUAUGAGAUAAUGUUGUUGUUGUUUUUUUAACUUUAUUUUUUUAGAACCUAAACUCUGUGCGUCAGUCAGCAGCUGUUCACGUUAGACAGCGACGGUACAGUGAACAGUGUAAGGCAGCGACCGUAAGAUCACAACUUUCACAGUAUCCUCUAACUUUAAAACACUCGUCACAUUUUAUUUCAGUGUUUGAUUACAAAUAUCCACAAAGACACUUGGUGCAGAGAGUGAUGCACAAACAGUAUUCUGUCAGUCAGCUGGUCUGUUGUCUGGAUUGUGAUGGGGGGGAGGGGCUUGCAGCCAGCAUCAGUGUCGGAUAAAAGGAGUUACACGUGGAACAGACUGUGCAUGUAUCAAUGUUAUGUGUUACCCAGUGUAUUGAUUAGCUGAUAUUUGGGGAUAUCACGAAUCAUAAUUGAUCAUUUUUAAAUUUUGCAAAUGAGAAAGUGGGAAAAUAUCAUUGAACCUCUUCUGCUUUCUGUCUAAACCUAAUACAUUAGAUUUAUAAAAAAAAUACAUAUAUAUAUAUAUAUAUAUGAUUAUCUCCAUCUUCACACUAGGAUUGAUGCACUUUAGUGGGAUUUUAACAGAAUAUUUGUUUCAUUUCAAAUUUCACUUCAGAUUUUAUACCACUACAGGUUGUCAUGAUCUUGUUUUUGUUUUUUGGAGGAGGGGGAAUUGGCCAUGUUUGAAAAGUGUAUGUAAAAACAGUUACUGAGUUACUUUUAGGUAUUAUUAUAUUUAUUAGAGGACGAAUGCUGGGUUUUAGAAAGGAAGGGAAAAGUGUUGCUCUUUUUAACACAUUUUAAUGGCAGCAGUGAGACAUUGUUAUUUAUCAUUGUCCCGGAAUAACAUUGAGGAAUAACAUGAGAUUUGAUGGACUGUGGUCAAUUAUUUCCAAGUGUCAUGUUAUGUUGAAUUUAUUUAAGUCAGAUACGGAGUGAGAUUGUGUUUAAGAAAAACACCAACUUGAGGAAGUGGAAGUGCAGUUUUUACCAUUCGACUUUCAAACCAUGUUAUCAGCGUGAAUAGGUUGUGAGGUCACUGUUUAUGUGUCCGUGUACUACUUUGAGUUACUGGCUUUUCUUUCGUCGUAGCUCAUCAUGCACAGCGAAUGAUCAUGUUUGUUUGUUUUUCCCUUCAUUUUUGUGUUUCACAGAAGCUGGACACUGACGAAGCAAACGUUAAAGCACCUUAAGAUAUUAUUUUUUAUUAUCAUUAUUAUUAUUAUUAUUAUUAUUAUUCACUGUCUUUCAUGUCACACCCUCCUUCACCUCAUCAUACACUAUUUCAGAUAGUGUGAGAACACUUUAUAUAUAUGUGUGCGCGCGUGUGUGUGGUGUUUUUGUAAGCCUUUUGUAUGAGAGCUGUAAAAUGGCCAACAUCCACUUGCUUUAUAAAGUCUGCUUUUUCUCACCCACCAUCAUGAUUGGUUUCCUUUCCUUUGUUCACGUUUCUGUCAUCACUGGUGCUAAUUUACACUUUAUUGACUGCUUUGUAGCUGGGCAUUAGGUCUUUCUUUUCCCUCUCUGUUUCUUUCUAAUUCUUUUUUUUUUUUCAAGACUUGUUGACGUAUUAAGGCUGAAGUAAACGUAGGUAGAUGGAGUAGAGUUGGUGGUUGUUGCCUUACUCACCAGCUCACUUAAUUUAAUAGCCAUGUAUAUUGUAAACUUACUCUGUGAAGCAAAAAAAAAAAAAAGUAAUCAUUUAUUCAUACAGUAGGUAGUCGAGAAAACGUCAUGACAGUGUGCACAAGAAACUUUCACUUAGCCUCUUAUCUCCCUUUGAUACACGAGGAACAGAUUUGGACGGAAGACAUUUGAUUCCUGACUAUGUUUAUACAUGUAAUGGCAAUGUAAAUCUAUGUUACUCCUGUUCAUGUCAAAGUCACUGCACACUCUUGGACCUAUAAGUAUUUCUACAGUAUCUUAGCAGUUAUUCGAUGGCUUUAUGGCGCUGUGUUGCUAAUAAAGUCCAGCUGGUAGAUGAA
This is a messenger RNA of Solea senegalensis (Senegalese sole), 7916 nucleotides long. It is a transcript of the gene sorbs2a, whose product is annotated as sorbin and SH3 domain containing 2a. The coding region runs from base 735 to 5711 and encodes 1658 amino acids. The record is from RefSeq and is a predicted model, not a curated record. NCBI's taxonomy places the organism in Eukaryota, Metazoa, Chordata, Actinopteri, Pleuronectiformes, Soleidae. The transcript is spliced from 27 exons. Gene Ontology annotation, cellular component: plasma membrane. Gene Ontology annotation, molecular function: protein binding.